Messenger RNA from Ricinus communis (castor bean), 1445 nucleotides. RefSeq lists its product as uncharacterized. Bases 159 to 1127 code for a protein of 322 amino acids. Gene Ontology annotation, molecular function: ATP binding. Gene Ontology annotation, biological process: DNA-templated transcription; regulation of DNA-templated transcription; developmental process. The transcript has 3 exons. The record is from RefSeq and is a predicted model, not a curated record. Gene Ontology annotation, cellular component: nucleus. NCBI's taxonomy places the organism in Eukaryota, Viridiplantae, Streptophyta, Magnoliopsida, Malpighiales, Euphorbiaceae.
UCAUUAGACUUAAUCAGCGUUGUCGAUACCAUUUCAAGAAACCUCUCAAAAUUUUGAUCUUAAUUUUCUUAAAUCACCAUUUCAAGAAACCAUCCCUCAUUUUAUCUUUCUAAAGCAAAAAUAAAUAUAAAAAUAGAAUAAGGUGUCAAAGUUUCUAAAUGGAUUUUAGGGAGGUGGGAUCAGAUAACACUAGCAUUAGUAUUGAUUCUCUUGCUGGUUCAGAUAAGCAGGAUGGGUACAUUUCUGGGUUUGUUAAGCAAGAAAGAUCUGGUAUCAGUGAAGAAAUUGACCUGAGCAGCUUUAAACUGCCAAAAUUGCUUCCACAAAGAGACACUUUACUCAAAUCAGAAGAUCUCACAUCAGUGGUGGAGAGAAGCUCUCAGAAUGCUUCAUCGUCUGCCUUUCAUCUCACUUCUGCUUACCACAGAAGUACAGGGCACAAUUAUGGAAACUUUAAUAAUACGAACAGGAAUGGGGUUUUCGGAGAGACUAGAGGGCCAUUUAGUUUAGCUCAAUGGCAGGAGGUUGAACUCCAGGCGUUGAUCUACAGGUACAUUAUUUCUGGUGUUCGAGUACCACCUGAAUUGCUGCAUCCCAUAAGAAAAGGUCUUAAUUCUGCUGGCUUCUCUAGCUUUUCACGUGGACUCCUGAAAACCAAAACAAGCAAAGCAAUUGCCUGGGAAUUUGACAACAAUAUUCAAGAGUGGCUUCUUAUGUUCACCAGCUUAGUCCUAGAGGGUUUGUCCUCAAUUUUUGAGCAGCUAGACUAUCCCCUAAUGGGUAUGGUGAUGGCCAUUACCGGCUUCUUUGUUUGCAUAGUUGAGAUUGUCCUUAAAGCACGAACUGAACGAGUCACUGUGGAAUGGAAAAGCUCUUUCCCAUGGUUUUACAGUCAUUAUCCAAAUUAUAAGCUUUUCGGAAGCACAAUUCUUUAUUUUGGGUUGGUUGCUGCAAUCUGGCAAUGUUUUCACUCUUCUUUAGGGUAUUAUUAUGCUUGUAAGAAAAUGGAGAAUCCCAUUAGAAUGACCAUCACUAUGUUCCUCUUCUGUAUAUGUCUGAUUAUUUCUAGGAUUAUGAAAAAGUACUCGAAUGUGCCUCCUUCGUGGACAGAGGAUUCCUGUACUUAAUACUAGUAAGCAUGGAUUGGUUGCUGCAAUCUGUAGAACUUUAUACUGGUUGGUCUUGAUUACCAAGUCAGUUAGAUUGUGAAUUGUAUUAGACUAUACAUUAUUUUACCAGUAUAAAAAUGAAGAAAUAGGAGGAGCUGUUUGUUUGUCAUGUCAAAUUAUCAGAACACUGCCAAGAAUCAGUCAGGCAUAUGUAGAAAAUGACACCAGUGUAACAGUGUUUCUCUCUUAGAAUGAUACAUGCAUUAUGCUUUGUGCUACUACUAGAGUUAGAGUGGAAGUUGUUCCAACUUUCUGCAAUCAAAGUAUCUUUAUUUA